Messenger RNA from Mugil cephalus (flathead mullet), 4134 nucleotides. Its product is annotated as formin-like protein 13. The transcript is spliced from 17 exons. Lineage: Eukaryota; Metazoa; Chordata; Actinopteri; Mugiliformes; Mugilidae. Bases 94 to 2583 code for a protein of 829 amino acids. The record is from RefSeq and is a predicted model, not a curated record.
CAAAACCAGUCAAAACACCGUGGACAUACCUCUGCUAUAAAACAGGAACAGUUUCAUGGACAGAGUAAGUGCGUUGGUUUUUUCUAAAAAGCUAUGAUGCCAAGUUUGGGAACAAAGAAGAGAGACACUCAGUCCAGGAUGGAUGGAUCUAGCCAGAACUUUCCAAAGCUGAGCAAUGAGAUGCAGCUGAGUCUCAUGAACAUGGUGAAGAGUGGAGAGUUAUCCAUCGAAGAGGCUCUGAAAAAGGCCAGGGAGGAACAGGUGCUCAAACCAAACAACCCCACGGAGGAGGAACAAGUGACCAAAACAUGUGAGGAACAGCAGCCCAGACAGUACAACUUUAGCAUUCACAAACACAGCCACUACAGGUGGCAGAAACGAGUUCUUCAGUUCGAUUUCAACACCAAAAUGCUGUGCAGCAUCGAGAAAGGCAUCGUCAAGCGCCACCUUCCCUUCUCUACUGUCAAGAGUUGUGAUGAUGGAGUGGGUUCCAGGUUCUCCAUUUCCUUUAAAGGACAUCACGAUUAUGAACUGGAGGCCACUUCACUGGAGGACAAACAUAAGAUUAUGCAGCUUGUCAAUCAGAUCAUUUAUGGGAAUAUAUACAGUGAUCCUGGAGAGGACAGUGCAGAAACGCACCAGCAGCCUCAAGCAUCACAGAGCAUCCGGGAGGGUAUCUUAUUACUGCACAGAGGAGGCCUGGCGUCAUUAAAAUGGGUGAAGUAUGAGGUCCAGCUGCACCCUGGACAGCUAACACUGGUUCCGUUCAGGCGGCGAGGCCCAGCCGACAGCGAGGUGACCCCCAUCGUCCCCGUGACCACUGUGAUUCACUUAUCAGACGGUGACACCAGUGUGGAGAAACCUUACGGCCCCGACACAUUCACUCUGAUCACCCACAAAAAUGAAUACCAGUUCAAGGUGCCUUCAGCAGAUGAGACGACUGCCCCUGGUGCUACCCAGAAGGAGCGGGACUCUUGGGUAAAAGCCAUUGACAAACUGUGCUCGGACUGGAAGAGAAAGUCCAAGAGUAGAUUCUCAUUUUCGGAAGCCAAAACGUUACAACAGCUCAGCAUACACGAAGACGCAGAAGACAACAAUACAAGUCUUCAAUCAGGUGGUGGAUUUGAUGAUGGAAGCAUCAUCGCUUCCAGCGGCGGGGAUCGUUUAUCCGGUGGUGAGACUAGUCAGACUCCUAUGUCAACAGUCCCUGUUCCUAAACCUCGCAGAGGUAAUAAGGCCGCUGCUCAAGUCACUGGACCUGAUCCUUUGCCCCCCGUCCCAUCACCAACGUCUCCCCGUGCUACCGUCUUGACAUCACCCACCUCCCCUCCUCCGUCACCCUGCCGUUCUCAGCCUGCAACCUCUUCCAUAGUCCCAGAGACUCUAACCCACGAACCAGGCUCUGCGGUUGUGAAAGUGCCUUCACCCCCAAGUGUCCCAGCUCCGCCACCUCUACCCAUCGGCUUGAAAUCAAGUUCAAGAAAACCUCUCACCAAGGCUUUCCACUGGGAUCCUGUUGGCUCAGACAAGAUGGCGAAAUCAUAUUGGUCGCAACAAAGCACCAGGAAGAUUGAAAUUGACACGUCACGUCUGUGCGAGCAAUUUGCUGCUAAAGAUCAGGGGACGUUUGAGGCGGCUGAGACGACUAAUACACAGCACAUCAUGCUGAACCAGAAGAUUGCACACAACUUCAACAUUUUCCUCAAAAGUUUUCCAGUGCAGCCGGGAGAGCUGAAGGACAAACUGUUUGUGGUUAAUGAGGAAGACGGAGGACUGUCUGAUGAGCACAUCACCUCUCUCAGGAGGUACGUCCCCACCAUGGAUGAUGUGGAAAUGUACAAAUCCCACAAGGGACCCGUGGCUGAGCUGCAUAUUGUGGACCAGUACAUGUUAGAGAUGUGUAACAUCCCCUACCUGAGCACACAACUGGACCUGCUGUUGACUCUGAGAGAGCUUCCGAUCAGCAUGAACGACCUGCAGCCUCUGAUUAACCAGAAGAUCAGAAUGUGCACGCAGUUGUACAACUGCAGGUCAUUUGUUUCCGUGCUGGAGUACAUCCUCGCCAUCGGCAAUUACCUCAACGAGAACGCCGGAAAGGGAAAGGCCAAGGGAUUCCGCCUGUCCUCCUUAACUAAACUGUCCCAGCUCCGUGGGAGGGACCGGAAGUUCACCUUGCUCCAUGCCCUCGUGGAGCAGAUCAUGCUGCAUGAACCACGCUUGGUGGCUGUUACCCAGGAGUUGGCAGAAUUUGAAACUGUCCCUGGAGCUUCCAUCAAAGGCCUGACCGCAGAAGUCGACGUCCUGAAGAACGAGCUGCAGAAAGUCAUUCAGUACAGAAAAACGUAUAAGAAGAAGAAUGUCGGCACUCAUCAUCCAAACUUCUUCAAAGACCUGAAGCUGGCAAUAGAGAAAUACAACGCGGAACUCACAGCGCUGACGAAGACGUGUGAGGAGAUGAAGAAACUCUACUCUGUCAUACUGGUUAAAUUUGGGCAACCAGCAGAUCAAGACUCCCAGGAGCUGUUUGGGCUGAUUUGCCAGUUCGUCCAUGACUUUAACAGGGCCCACGCUGAACUUCUAUGAGUUAUACUACACAGCCAGCAUAAAAUUCUAAAACUGGUCUGUCACAUCCCUUCAUGUCAGAGGUUUGGUUUGAUUUGUGUUUACUGAGACAAAUCAGCCAUGAAGGACUUGAAGCGCUCAAAUGCUAAAGUGCGCUGCUCAUACUCAGCUCUCCGCUAGCAGAGGAACAAAACAGACGGUUGAGAGGACAGCUGAGGAGAGCCCACUUUGGGCUUUCGAUUAUUUUCAACGUGCAGCUGUUAUUUGGUCGGGGACGAUUCCUCUCCGGACGCUGAUUCAGGACCACAUCUGCGCUGUGGCAAUGAAAUGAUCAUCAGCACAGAACUCUCUGAAUGGUUUGUCUUUGAGCUGGUUAGAAGCGAUUUCAUGCGCUUUUGUGCGGCUGACAUUUUAAUCAGAAAAAAAAAAUAUCACUGUGAACCCACGGUGGUAUAAUGAAAGAGACCUCUUGCUGAGCAGGAACAGUUGAACGUUGUCCUGCUCAGGCAAUUAAAAAACAAAUGAUUUUUAAUUAAAACUUUGUCUAUGCCAAAACUGAUUCAUUCAAAACUACUUUAUUAAAGGUCUUUCACAGAACUCAUCAUUAUUUCUGUUUUCCAGUUUUCAAAACUGCAGCUGGAUGAACUAUCAAGGCUGUUUUUUUUUUUUGUUUUGUUUUUUUUUGUUGUUUUGUUUUUUUAAGUGUCAUUAAAAAGAGACCUUACAUUGAGAAGGGGCACACACUGACUUCAAAUAAGACAGGCUUCCAUUUUCUCUCUAAAUUUAGAAUGAAUUUAACUUAAAAGAGACAGGUGUGUAUGAUAAUUGUGUAUUUUUUCUACUUGUUAUGUUGCAGUCUGUGUUGCUCCAGUUUGCUUUCUAUUUUUCCAGGCCCUUUGUCGUUAUGUGGGUUAAACCCCAGAGUGGGACAGACUCUACUGUUGUACACUAACUUUCAAUUUAUGAUUCUCCAAGUCAUACACUUUUCUGAAAUCCCAGUCAUCAGGACACUUUUCACUUUGGUGCUCCGGCAGAUCAGUGCCAGUGUGAAGGUGUUAUUCAUUAUAUUAACCGUGUUUGCAUUUUACAGUAUAUUUUCUAUCAGCUGAGCAUUUUUAAGAGAUCCUGUAGAGGUUCUGGUCACAUGAUCAAAGUGCCCUUCCUAGUAUUUGUGUACUGUACAGUGUGAAGGGUAGUUCUGACUAGUGAGGUUUUCGAUCGAUACCAGGACUUUAUGCUGUAAAAUCAAUUCUCAAAUCAAAAUAUCGAUACUUUUGAUACUUCAGUCAUUCGAGGUAAUGUAGGAACACAGUGGAAAGUAACUAAACUACUGAGUUGUGGCAACACAACAAACCUUGUGAAACACAAAGUUAAACCACAACACAGAAUACGAGGCAUUUAUGAUGAGAUGGAGACUUUCCAUUUUACAGUAGUUCUUAACAGUUAAAGAAUAAUUUAUUUUAAUGAUCUUAUUAUUCUACAUAUUUCUUUUUUUCAGUGUUUGAAAGAGCAUUUUCACAUAUUUUGUAUGAUUGUUUCCUUUUUCUGUUGUUGUUUUAGCUCAGCUACAUA